Molecule: messenger RNA, 1915 nt
Organism: Caenorhabditis auriculariae
Lineage: Eukaryota; Metazoa; Nematoda; Chromadorea; Rhabditida; Rhabditidae
Source: the annotation of a GenBank genome assembly
AUGGAUUUUAAAUCUUUGCUCAAUGCAGCGAAUAAGAACGCAAAAAAGGCGAACAAAACGCUGAAUGAACUGGAAUCGGAGGUGCACAAGGAGAAAAACAGUGUCCGGGAUCAGUUAGAAGCCGAAAAAAGGGCUCGAGCCGAGAUUUUGAGGCGGAAAGCCGAGCAGAAAAAGGCUGCUGACAAGAGGAAAGAAGAGGAACGGGCUAAAGUUGGUAUUUUGGAUAGAAAUACGCGUGAAUUUUUGAAAAUUAUGGUUUUGCUGCUUUUUCGUAAUCGCUUAUGAUGUUUCCUACUUACCUGAAAUGAUAAAAAUGAAAGAACAUGAAAAAUAAACCAAUAAAAAGAAUAACAACAUUGCAAAACAAAAUACGGAUUUUCCUUUGAAAUCUCGAUUAUUUUUCAGAGUUUCGUGAUCCCGAAGAAGAAAGACGAAGGGACAGUGGAUCCGAACAAGGUCAAGGCCUAUUUCGAGCGGCAAGAGCAGGAGAAACGCGAAAAAGCCAAACAGGCAGAAGUCGAGAAAGAACGGCUGAUGAAGCUCAGAAUGCAGGCGCAUGGCGGAAAGGUAAUUUAAAAAUAAAUUGGAAGGUAAAAAAUAUAUUUUGAGGCGACGAAGAAGCUCGGGAAGCAUUUCGGGUUGAAUCCGAUCGAUUUGCAAAUUCGCUUCGGCGGAAACAAUGAACAUGUUGAGACGCUACAGAAACGGCAAUGGAGGGAAGAGGUUCGUUUUUUUCUCUGACUCUUCAAAAAUUCAGUUAUCUUUUUUUCUUUCUCUCAAUGAUAAAUUCAGUUCGGCGGAAUUAUUUUUAAUAAGGCAUUUUUUCAAAAAUCGUAUUUAGUACAAUUUUUAAGGUAUUUUUAUAUUUGUUUAUAGGGCAUCUUUUUUUAAAAAAAUCGUCUACUUAUUUGAAAAAAAAAGGUAAAAAUUCCAAUUACCGAAAAAAAAACCAUCGUUUCAAGACCAAUUUCGUGAAAUUUCCAUACCUUUUAUGCCGUGUUCAAAGUUAUUCCGCGAAAUUAUCUCUGACUCUCCAAAAUUCAGUUAUCUUUCUUUCUCUCUAACGGCUGUUUUGGAUUUCGCUUUUUUCUACACGUUGUCAACGUCGAAAAAAAUUUUUUUUUCUAUUUUUUCAAUCCGGUUAAAUAUUGGUUUUCUUUUUUCAGGAAGAACUGGACAGAGAAGCCGAUCGGUACCGAAAUGGAGUUUUCAAAGCGCUUCAGACCAAAAAAAAGGUCGAAGAACAGGUUUCGUCGCUUUUUUGUUCAUUAUAUAACUAAUUUCAGGUUAAUUUUGUUGAAAAAUUUCGAAAUGAAGAGCUUUUUGAAGGUUUUUAUAGUUCAAACGGUUGUAUAGUCAAUGUUUCCCGACUUGAAAGGUGAUAUGGGCUGGUUGGCAAGGGCGAGGUGUUGCGUGUGCGACGCGGCUUGUUGGCGGCGAGCCAAAAUUCAAAUGUGGGAGACAAUUUGGAGAGUUCGGCCACCGCUUUUUUUAUUUCCUUUUUUUCUUUUUUUCUUAUUAUGUUUUUUUAUAAUGUUUUUCGAUUUUUAUUUCCUCAAUGUAAUAUUGUAAGCGAACACCUUUUUCAGUCUGUUUUUGCAUAGAAUGUUUCUCAAACGUGCUGCGAAACGUGAAUCAUUUUCGGAAAAACUUAUCGGUGGUUUUUUUGUUUCUUUCGUAUUUGCUGAACUUCUCAAUUUCAAACCUCUAACAUUUUUUUAUAAUUUUUUUCCAUUAUGUUUGAUUGCAGGUGGUGAGCAGAGAAAGAAUGAGUGAGAAGCUAUGGUGUUUGAAAGAAAACACUUCGUUGAUGGCAAACAGGUUUGUUUCAAUUUUUUUGUUGAAAUUUCUCAUUGUCAUUUUUUUCAGCAUUUUUAUAGAGCGGCAUCAAUAUAAAGAAGUUUUUACAGAAUAG